Molecule: messenger RNA, 1222 nt
Organism: Alexandromys fortis (reed vole)
Lineage: Eukaryota; Metazoa; Chordata; Mammalia; Rodentia; Cricetidae
Gene: Ngrn
Product: neugrin, neurite outgrowth associated
Exons: 3
Coding region: 50-865 (271 amino acids)
Cellular component (GO): nucleus
Source: RefSeq, a predicted model, not a curated record
CGCCCGCUCGCUUCCGGUCGCGAGCUGCUGAGGACUGUCUUGGGUCGCGAUGGCGCUUACCCUGAGCCUCUGGUUCGGCGGUCGUGUCCGGGCUGCUGUCGCUCGUUGUGGGUUCGCGACCCAGGGCGUGGCGGGACCGGGCCCGCUCAGCCGCGAGCCGGACCCCGAUUCCGACUGGGAGCCGGAGGAGCGGGCGCUCCAGGAGGUGGAGAGCACUCUGAAACGACAGAAAAAUGCAAUACGAUUCCAGAAAAUUCGAAGGCAAAUGGAGGCUCCCGGUGCGCCACCCAGAACACUGACGUGGGAAGCCAUAGAGCAGAUCCGGUAUUUACAUGAGGAAUUUGCAGAGUCCUGGUCGGUUCCCAGGUUGGCAGAAGGCUUUGAUGUCAGCACUGAUGUUAUCAGAAGGGUUUUAAAAAGUAAGUUUGUUCCCACUUUGGAGCAGAAACUGAAGCAGGAUCAGAAGGUCUUGAUAAAAGCUGGUUUCGCCCUGGCUUCUGGAGAUGAGCUGAAGUCACUCAGUGCAGGGCAUUCUGUUUCUGGCCUGCUGCCUCCAGGGGAUGAAGUUUCGUCUAAACAUCAGACUCACAGCACAGCAGGUGCACAGAAGAGCCAGAAAGAAAGGACUAAAAGAGAAAGCUUGCUGCCUGCCACUGCGGCCCCGGGCCAUCAGAGAAAGCGUGAGAAGCACACCACCAGCGAAUCGGAAGCCACCAGAAGAGCUGACGGUGACAGAGCGGCAAGUGUAGAGAAGCCGGGGGAGCUGAAGGCUGGGGAGCCACGUGACCAGAAUUUCACCAGCAAAGUCGUACAGAGGGGACGUGAGUUCUUUGACAGCAAUGGGAACUUUCUCUACAGAAUUUGAGCCUGGGCCUGACUUUCAGAGAUGCCUUCACACAGCUGAGCAAGUAGAUUUGCAGUUGCCAGCAUUCCUGCCGAUUUGGAAGAAAAAUUAAGGCUAGAAUGUGGGUGGAGGAGCUACUUGGCUAGAGUCAGACUUCUGGAGUAAGCCCCAUUGGACCCUGUGGAUCUAAAUACUCAUUCAUCCUUACUGCUUGCUCUCUCUGUUGAGAACAAGUAUUACAUGUCAUGAAUGUCUGUUACUGUGUUGGGAGGAAAUGGAAAGCCUGCCUCCUGACAUUUCUUUUUUGAUCACUAACUGUUCUCGCACAGUUUAAUCAGUUGGUUUCCUUAUGUGCAAAAUAAAGUGUAGCAGUUCGUU